Bufo bufo (common toad) is the source of this 3457-nucleotide messenger RNA. RefSeq lists its product as uncharacterized. The transcript has 5 exons. Lineage: Eukaryota; Metazoa; Chordata; Amphibia; Anura; Bufonidae. The coding region runs from base 186 to 3401 and encodes 1071 amino acids. The record is from RefSeq and is a predicted model, not a curated record.
AGGCUGGCGUGGGGGAAACAAUGAAAAAAGGCAUGGCAGCCUGGGCACCAACACAGUGAACGCCGCCCCUGGGCACUUGCGAGUGAUCAUUUGCAUCUGAAUCAAAGUUCAUUUUUACAGCUUCUGCAAGUAUAAAGAAAAAGACAAAGCUAUACCUUUCCAUGUAGUAUUUCUUCAACUGAGACAUGAAUGAAAUUCUGAAGUCAGAAAUUUUCAUUGUCAUUUAUGGAAAAAAUGAAGGCGUUUCGUUUGAAGAAUUUGGUGGACUUUUCCGCCAGGUCCAUGGUUACUAUCUUAACCUGUCGCAUUAUGGAUACUCCUCACUGAGGGAGUUAUUAAAGGACAUGAAUGAUUUGGUCGUGGUAAAGACUAUAAAUGGGCAGCCUAUGAUGAGAUGUAAAUCACCCUCAAGACAUCAUGUAGUGGUUUCAUAUGGGAACAAUUCGCCUCAAGCAGAGGAGCAGAUCUCAGAUGUUUCAAAUAUUCCUUUACCUUCAUCUGGACAUUCUUCAGGUCCUGAUGUAAGCAAAAGUGCGCAAAGCCAACCUACAUCUCUCCAACAGAACCAUCUAAAGCAGAUCAACAAAACAAGUUCUGCAAGAAGAAAAGAGUCUAAAGAAACAUCAACAUCUAAAUGUUGUCUACCUGCCAAAAACCCAGAUCCUGCAUUCAGUCAUAUGAAGAAUCUGACUGAAAAGACUGCUACAAUUAUUAAAUCUACAAAAGGCCAUGGAGUUUCCGCAAGCCUUAAACCUCCGACCUCCAACCUUGUACAUGCAAGACCAUCUGCAAAUGUUCCUGUUGCAGCAGGUGCUGCAAAGUCAAAUAACAUUUCUAAAAAAAGUCAUUUCAAACCUACAAAUCCAAAAUCAGAAACAAAGUUAACAUUGUUUCAAAAUGUCAGAUCCACUAAUCCAAAAGUUAUAGAAAGCGUGGAAUGUUUCUCAAGAACUGUUCUCGAAGUAAGGUCAGAUGUAUCAUAUGCAUCCAUCUGUGCAAAUAAUGUACAAAAAAGCCAGGUGUAUCAGAACGGACAACAAUUUAAUCAGAAUAAUUUAACAUUCAAUGUAGGAACCAGGGUUAAUUCGACCAAUGCGACCCAAUCCUAUUCUAGAGUAGAAACUAGAGCCUUAGUACAUUCCAACUGCGUUAUCAAAGAGAACAUUCAACUGCUAUUGAAUCAGCAUGACAAUGGACUAUCAGUUUUCCAGUUACAAAAAUUAUAUCUAUUUCAGUUUGGACAGCCACUUAAAUUCAGGGGUUCAACUACACUGAAACAACUCUUGCUGGAACUAAAGGAUGUGGUAAAAAUAGAAGGUGUAGGGGUCCAAUUGCUUGUGUUUCCAGUUCCUGUGGAAAGUCAUCCGACUAACGCUGCUGCCAUUGGAGACUCUGAUGCUGCACUAAAAGGAGCUGCCUCUUUAUUUACCAAGAAAGACAUUCAACAGGAAAUUGUAUCAAACCCACAUUCUUCAAAUUCCUUGAAAAGACAGAAUGAAAAACUACAAGACGAUGCACAACUACCUUUCCAUUAUGAGCAAAUGAAUCCCAUAAAAGGACAUAUCACGAAAGUAGUGAAAAUAGACGACAAACCAUCGAGUGUUGAAAAUGUACCCCAUGCACAUUACAUCAAAUCAGCUGGAGAAGAGCUGUCUGUUCCAGCAACUGAUACAAGAUUUUUACCAAAAUAUAUUAAUCAAAAACCUCAACACAAGGUGCCUCCAUCUGCACAAGAGCACCAUCAAAUAAACCAGAGCAGUAAUCAAGAUGAACUUUCAUAUUUAGUUAAGAAUGCACAUGCCCUUAAUGUCAAAUCUCUUGGAGAAGAGCUGUCUGUUCCCGCAACUGAUACAAGAGUUUCACCAAAAUAUAUUAAUGAAAAACCUCAACACAAGGUGCCUCCAUCUGCACAAGAGCCCCAUCAAAUAAACAAAAGCAGUAAUCAAGACGAACUUUCAUAUUUAGGUAAGAAUGCACAUGCCCUUUACGUCAAAUCUCUUGGAGAAGAGCUGUCUGUCCCAACAACUGAUACAAGAGUUUCACCAAACCAGAUUACUGAAAAACCUCAACACAAAGCUCUUCCAUCUGCACAAGUGCCCCAUCAAAUAAACCAGAGCAGUAAUCAAGAGGAAAUGUCCUAUUUAGGUAAAAAUGCACAUGCCUUUUACGUCAAAUCUCUUGGAGAAGAGCUUUCAGUUCUCGCAACUGAUGAAAGAGUUUCACCAAACCAUAAUAAUAAAAAACCUCAACACAAAGCACCUCCAUCUGUACAAGAACACCAUCAAAUAUACAAGAGCAGAGAUCAAAAUGAAAUGUAUUUAGAUAAAAAUGUAGUCCUUAAAGGAGCAACUACCAAAGAUGGAUCUUCACAAAAUGUACCUGAAGAUUCCAGUUUACCCCACUUCAUUUUACAUUCUUCAGGUUUUUCAUUUGUAUUAGAACAACAGAAUAGAUCUCAGGCCAAAGAGAGUGAAAUGAAUUUACCUGAUGCUGUAAGUCCUCUUACUGAGCAAAAGAUUCCAUAUCAUAGCAACAACAAGUUAAAGGGUCCAGAACAUUCAACACAAUUGCUAUCUAAUGCAAGUAUGAUAUUGCAGGACACAAAACCAUAUCAAGUAUCGUUUCUUCCAAUAAAGGACACCGAUAACUUACCUUUGCAGUCACACAACUCGAUAAGCACAAUGAAAACCUGUGGGCAAACAGAACCUCCAGCUUUGCAACCAUUGGGUGACUUCCAAACAGUAAAUAAUUGCAACAUCCACCAUCAUCCAGAACAUCCACCAUCACACUCAAGAGAGAGUCUUGAAACUAAAACUGUCCAUGUACAAAUAGAAAAGCCAUCUCCAAUACACAAGAAACAUGAAAACAAAACAAAGGUCAAGCAAGAAGCAGUUUUAUCUUCAAAUUCAGAACAAACACCUUCCAAUUCCCAGAUAAUUAAUAAUUUUAACAAUUUUUCAAAUGUAUCCUCAAAUGAAAAGGCGGUAAAUAUUCAACCUGAAAAAACAUUACAACGGGAAGCAAGUGUUUCUCCACCCACAAAUGACCUGGAUAAAGACAAUGCUCAUGAUCUAAAUGUGGAUGGCACUGAGCAAGCUGCACUAAUGUCAUCUGAUCUGCACAAAGCAGAUAAUAUACAUACCAGCGAAAGAGAGCAAGACACAUCCACUCUUCAGACAAAGCAGGUUGAUGAAUUUAAAACUGCUGAAAGUAUUGUUCAAACCAGUCUUUUAUCUUCAAGACCAAGAGAAGAAAUUGUAGAUACCCCAAAAAACCUAUCCCAGCACCAUACUAUUUCAGCUGCACAAAGUGAACUUCAAAACAAUUUCGAAAGUAUUUCAGAGCAGAAAGAUAUGAAUACGUGGCAAACAAGUCAGGCACAGGUCUGCUGUAUAUUAUAAAACUCCAAACCCUAAAAACUGGAACAAAAAUGAAUAACCCUUUUGUAGUACAGUUG